AUGGAGUGUUACUACAUUGUCAUCAGCUCCACGCGUCUCAGCAACGGACACUUUCGCAACAUCAAGGGAGUUUUCCGGGGCCCUCUCAGCAAGAACGGGAACAAAACUCAGGACUACGCUGAGAAGGAGAAUACUAUCGCAAAAGCUCUGGAGGAUCUGAAGGCCAAUUUUUACUGCGAACUCUGUGACAAACAGUAUUACAAACAUCAGGAAUUUGACAACCACAUUAAUUCAUAUGACCAUGCUCACAAGCAGAGGCUCAAAGAACUGAAACAAAGGGAAUUUGCUCGAAAUGUAGCAUCUAAGUCCAGGAAAGAUGAAAGAAAACAGCAAAAGGCCCUGCAACGCCUGCACAAGCUGGCUGAGCUAAGGAAGGAAACAGCAUGUGCUCCUGGAAGUGGCCCCAUGUUCAAAUCAACAACUGUUACUGUGAGAGAAAACUGUAAUGAAAUUUCUUCAAGUGUUGUUGUGGAUUCAGUAAAUAACCAGCAAGAUUCCAAAUACGCUUUCAUUCAUAGUGAUGAGAAUACGAAAGACGUUGUUGCUGCAGACCAAGAAAACACAAAUAAUUAUACAGAAAAAAAUAACCAAGUCGGAGAUCAGGCCCAGGGAAUUCACAGACACAAAAUUGGCUUUUCUUUUGCAUUUCCAAAGAAAGCAUCCUUGAAGCUGGAGUCCUCAGCUGCAGCAUUCUCCGAAUACAAUGAUGAUGCCUCUGCGGAAAAAGAACUUAGCAGAAAAAGUAGGUUCCUCCCUGGCGCUUGUCACCUUCACCUGUCUUCACCAGCAGAUGUGCUUUUGAGUUCUGAGGAGAAAGCUGAUGCCUUCCAUCCAAUGGAGGUAAUGUGUAUUGACAAAGAAACUGCUCAAACUCCAGAAAUGAAAGAGACCACUAGUGAAAAAGAUUCUCUGCCAUUACCUUCAUUUUGCCAACUUCAGCUCCCUUUAUCUUCUGAUGCAGAUAAUUGCCAAAAGUUAGUCCCAUUAGCAGAUCAAAUAUCACUGGAAGAUGUUGUUUUUAUGAAAGAAGACAUACCUAUGAAUUGUAAUAAUUCUGAGUCUUUAGGACACAAAUCCACAACUCUCGAUCUGUCUAAUGAUUGCAUGACUGUGCAACCUCCCGCAGAGGAAAACAUUAAGGAUAAUGAUGUAUCUAUAAAUGAGGUUGAAAAUAAAAAUGGUCCUGAGACACUGACCUCUUCAAAUACUAAAGAGGAUAACCUAAAUGUACAUAAAAAAACAGAUUUCCAAAAAAGACAAUGUGAACCAUUUGUACCUGUACUUAACAAACAUGGAUCGACCAUUCUUCAGUGGCCAUCAGAAAUGCUGGUCUACACAACUACAGAACCAUCAAUUUCCUAUAGCUGUAACCCUCUCUGUUUUGACUUCAAGUCCACUAGACUAAAUAAUAAUAUAUAUAAAAAUAAGAUGCCCUUAAGUCAUCCUGAUUCGGAGGAGAAGGGAGAAGAUGUCUGCAAGACAUCAAUUUCAGAUUACAAGAACCUUUCUAUUGUAGAAGUCACUGAUUGUGAAAUUAGAGGUAGCAGAAAUGAGUGCACCCAAGUCACUCCUCUUUCAGCUGAUGAUAUUCUCUCUACUAGUUGUGAAUCUGGAAAAAAUGAGAAUAUGGGUCAGAAAUAUAAAAAUAUUUCCUGUAGAAUAAGGAAAACAGAAAAGUAUCAUUAUACUAAAAAUCCAAUGAAACAUGACAAUCUAGAUAAGAAAUGCAAUAAAAUAAAGUUGAAAGAUAAUCAACGCUGGUUCCAUAAAAGCAGAAGAAAGAAAAAGAGAAGAAAAUUAUGUCAACAUCACCAUAGAGGGAAAAACAGUGAAACAGGAACUCACCACAAAAUGGAAACAGAGAAUAGUUGUAGCGAUACAACUAGGAAGAACCCACUGGAACCAAUUUCAGAAAAACACUGUUUAGCUGCAGAGCAGUUACUUGAUUCACAUCAGUUACCUGACAAAAGGCCUGUAUCAGCAUCCAUAUACUUAAAUGAAAAUGAAGAAAUGUCUAAAAUAUGGAACACUGAAUUCAAUGAUGAUGAAUCUAUCAGCUCCAGGAAACACUGCAAAAAGAACACAAUAGUUCUAACUGGACAAUCAAAUCCAAAAAUAAUACAUCCUGGGAAACAAAAUUUAACAUAUUCCAGAACUUAUUGUUGUUGGAAAGCGAAAAGGUCGAACUACAGACAGGAUGAGCAAUGCUUAGUUCUUCAAAAUGACAUGAAAUGCACGAGUCCGAAUCAGGCUGUUAAAAGAGGUUACAAUUCUGUCACGAAUGAAUCAGAAAGAUUCUAUCGAAAACGUAGGCAACAUUCAUAUUCUUAUUCCUCAGAUGAAAGUUUAAAUCAACAAAGUUGUUUGCCAGAAGAAUUUCUGAGGCCCCCAAGUUCUUCAGUUACUUCCUGUAAGCCUAAGAAGAAACGGAGGAGAAAAAGAAGCAAAUUCCACACUGGAUUUGAAACUUUGGAAAUCAAAGAAAAUACAGAUUUUCUCAUGAAAGACAGUUCUUCACUAUGUCACCUGGAUGGGUUAGCAGGUGAAGACAAGGAAGAAGAAAUAAAACCACAAGAAGUUGCAAAUAUUGAAAGGAACUCAGAACAAACCAACCAAGUAACUAACCAACUAGCGUUGCACCCUAGCGAUGGCCUUCAUCCUGAAACCAGUGGUGUUGCUGAGAAUUCAGUAACAGAGACUACUACAGGUGGUUUAUCAGAUGUUUCUAAGAAACCCACUACAUCUAUCUAUGUCUCUAGUGCCCCAACAAAAGAAGCAUUUGACAACACCUUGCAUGGUCACAAAGAAGAAAGUGAGACUAUAAAUAUUAAUGAGAAGCAAAUUCCUUUCAAGGUGCCUAAUAUUGAAAAGAACUUUAGACAAUCGCAGUCUAAGUCAUACCUUUGCCAUUAUGAACUGGCUGAGGCCCUUCCACAAGGAAAGGGGAAUGAGACAUCCCCUGAGUGGCUUCAUUAUAAUUCAGGAAUCCUUAACACACAACCACCAUUACCAUUCAAAGAAGCACAUGUCAGUGGUCAUACCUUUGUAACAACUGAGCAAAUCUUGACUCCGAUAGCUUUACCAGAACAAGCACUAUUGAUCCCAAUAGAAAACCAUGACAAAUUCAAAAGUCUACCAUGUGAGGUCUACCAGCACAUUAUACAGCCGAACGUGUUGACCAACAAGGUCAAGCUUACCUUUCCUCCAGCUGCCCGCCCACCCCCUGGCGCACCUCUGCAGCCUUUGCCUUUGCAGCAGCCCUUAUGUUCUACCUCCGUAACCACGAUCCAUCACACUGUUUUGCAGCAGCAUGCUGCAGCUGCUGCAGCCGCAGCCGCAGCCGCAGCUGCGGGGACCUUCAAAGUGCUUCAGCCACACCAACAGUUUCUUUCCCAAGUCCCAGCUCUCCCCAGAACAUCAUUACCUCAGAUCUCAGUAGGACCAGUAGGACACAGGCUUUGUCCUGGUACUCAGCCGACUUUUGUUGCUCCUCCUCAGAUGCCAAUCAUCCCAGCUUCUGUUCUUCAUCCGAGCCAUCUGGCCUUCCCACCUCUGCCCCAUGCUCUCUUCCCUUCACUGCUUUCCCCACACCCUACUGUCAUUCCUCUGCAACCCCUCUUCUAG
Molecule: messenger RNA, 3624 nt
Organism: Lepus europaeus (European hare)
Lineage: Eukaryota; Metazoa; Chordata; Mammalia; Lagomorpha; Leporidae
Gene: ZNF804A
Product: zinc finger protein 804A
Exons: 4
Coding region: 1-3624 (1207 amino acids)
Cellular component (GO): nucleus
Source: RefSeq, a predicted model, not a curated record